CGGGACAAAAGGAUGUAUCUGGGAGGAGAACGUAAACCCGGAGCCCGCCCCUCGCUGCCCGCUCCCACGGGGGUAACCACGGCUGUGGGGUCCCGGUGUGCCUGAGGUACUCCCGCCCCAGCGGCUUGGGCUGCCUGCGCGAAGCUGAGCUCCCCCGUCCGAGACACAAAGGACUGAGACCCCUCAGAAGGCUAAGAGACCUCACUCUCUAGUAUCAGACACCCCUUCCAGCCUCCCCUCCAUCCCCGAGCAGACGGGAGGGCAUCGCACCGCCCACAUCCGCCUCACAUCACUUCCUGGGCUUUAAAAAAAAAAAAAAGGGAAAAAAAGAAAAGAGAGGAAAAAAAAUCCACCUUAGCUGUGCGGUGCUGCCUGGAAAGGUUGGGGGCCGGACCGCUGCCCGCGCCGACACCAUGAAGGCUCAGCCCGCCGCAGCCUCCAUCUUCUGCCUGUGCCUGGUGCUGGCGGCCUCCGCCGCCUCUGCCGCGGAGGGGCUCGGAAAGGGUUUUGGAGAUCAUAUCCAUUGGAGAACACUGGAAGAUGGGAAGAAAGAGGCAGCAGCCAGUGGUUUGCCCCUUAUGGUUAUCAUCCACAAGUCAUGGUGUGGAGCUUGCAAAGCUCUGAAGCCAAAGUUUGCUGAAUCCAAGGAAAUCUCUGAACUUGCUCAUAAUUUUGUCAUGGUCAACCUUGAGGAUGAUGAAGAGCCAAAGGAUGAAGCUUUUAGUCCUGAUGGAGGUUAUAUUCCCAGAAUCCUUUUCAUGGACCCCAGUGGAAAAGUCCACCCUGAAAUCAUAAAUGAGAAGGGAAACCCCAGCUACAAGUACUUCUAUACCAAUGCUGAUCAAGUUGUCCAAGGGAUGAAGGAGGCCCAGGAGAAGCUAACAGGUGAUGCUUUCAAGCAAAAACACCUGGGAGAUGAACUAUAAUGAAUGCACUGAUAGAUGCUUUUCCAUCACUUCAAAACUCUAAAAGAAAACAACUAAACAGACCAAGAAUGUAGAUGCACUGAAGGGACAUAAUUCUCCUGUCAACAGCGUUAGGUUAAACCCCGUUUGGAGUUCACACACAUGCAUCAGUUACAGUGGUAUCUCCUCCUCUGCCUGGCAGUUUGUACCGUAAUGGUUAUUUGCAACUAGGUAAUGUGCAAACACAUCAGUUUGUGUGUUUGAGCAACCAUUGAUACUUGGUGUUAAAAGGGAGGAGUGUAGGGCAAAACAUUUGCAGACAAACAGCGUGGUUGGAGUAACUAGAAGUACCCAACAUUUUGACACUUAAUCAGGGUUGGAUCUCUCUUUUCUCACUGCUAUUACAUGAUCCCACUGUUUUUACCGGGGAUUCCUAUGAAUGGAGCAUGUUCCUGGGUCAGGUAUCCCAAACCAUGAAUUCUGCCACAAAGCCAAGUAGAAUAAAUUUCAUGAAUGUCCAAGUAGCAUGUGAAAAUAUUAGCUCUGCAAACAUACUUUUGUGUAAAACUCUGUGUGAUUCAUCUUUAUUUGCCUUUGGGCAGAAACUUCUUCCUUAUGCACUCACCUUUUGAUUGUUUUAUCAAGUGAGGUUAUGGGUGGGUUACAUUAAAGCUUUAUGGGGCUUCCCCUUUUAUUCUUUGAAUGUUUUUGGCGAAUGCCUUGCCAUCACAUUGUACUGUAUUUUUGUACCUGGGUGAAAAAUUAAACCUUUUUAAACAUAA
This is a messenger RNA of Melopsittacus undulatus (budgerigar), 1687 nucleotides long. RefSeq names its product thioredoxin domain containing 12 (gene TXNDC12). Gene Ontology annotation, cellular component: endoplasmic reticulum. Bases 414 to 926 code for a protein of 170 amino acids. Lineage: Eukaryota; Metazoa; Chordata; Aves; Psittaciformes; Psittaculidae. The record is from RefSeq and is a predicted model, not a curated record. The transcript has 7 exons.